AUGCAAUUGACACCAGUGUUCAUGAUCUUUGCUGUUCCUACACUGAUCGCCUGGUUUCUCUGUGUGUACAUGUUUAUUUUUCCUAGUGGGCUGUUUAUCACCAUUCAUGACAAGGGCCACCUUGCAACAAUGCUGAAUUCUUGGCCAGAGGACAAUAUUAAGGCGGUGGUGGUGACUGAUGGAGAGCGCAUACUGGGUUUAGGAGACCUGGGCUGCUACGGCAUGGGCAUCCCUGUGGGCAAGCUGGCCCUGUACACAGCAUGCGGAGGGGUGAAUCCACAGCAGUGCCUUCCUGUCCUGCUAGAUGUCGGCACCAACAAUGAGUUUGCACUCCUCCUUGGGGCCACUCUCCAAGAGAGCAGCCAAUGGUCAAGGUUAGUGCCUACCUGUCCUCACCAGAAUGGCACUGUAGAGGAACUAGACAAGUUCGGAAUAAAUUGCCUCAUCCAGUUUGAAGACUUUGCCAAUGCCAAUGCCUUCCGUCUGCUCAACAAAUACCGCAACAAGUACUGCAUGUUCAACGAUGAUAUCCAAGGAACAGCCUCUGUAGCUGUGGCAGGGAUCCUGGCUGCUCUGAGAAUCACCAAGAACAGGCUCUCCAAUCAUGUGUUUGUUUUCCAGGGUGCGGGUGAGGCUGCCAUGGGCAUCGCCCACCUCCUUGUUAUGGCCCUGGAAAAGGAAGGCAUACCCAAGGCAGAAGCCAUAAGGAAGAUCUGGAUGGUGGACUCCAGUGGUCUCAUUGUCAAGGGAAGGAGCCACCUAAACCAUGAGAAGGAGAUGUUUGCCCAAGACCAUCCUGAAGUCAACUCCCUGGAGGAGGUAGUAAGGCUGGUGAAGCCCACAGCAAUUAUAGGUGUUGCUGCCAUCGCAGGAGCCUUCACCGAGCAGAUUCUGAGGGACAUGGCCUCCUUCCAUGAGCGCCCAAUCAUCUUUGCCCUGAGCAACCCCACCAGCAAGGCUGAGUGCACAGCUGAGAAGUGCUACCGGGUCACUGAGGGCCGAGCGAUCUUUGCCAGUGGAAGUCCUUUUAAGAGUGUGACUCUCGAAGAUGGCAGGACAUUCAUUCCUGGUCAGGGAAACAACGCCUAUGUGUUUCCUGGGGUAGCACUGGGUGUCAUCGCCGGUGGGAUCCGACACAUCCCAGAUGAGAUUUUCCUCCUGACUGCAGAGAAUAUUGCCCAAGAAGUCUCUGAACAGCACCUGUCCCAGGGGAGACUGUACCCACCACUCAGCACCAUCCGAGACGUGUCUCUGAGAAUUGCAAUCAAAGUCCUCGACUAUGCAUAUAAAAACAACUUGGCCUCCUACUAUCCAGAGCCCAAGGACAAGGAGGCUUUUGUAAGGUCUCUGAUCUACACUCCAGACUAUGAUUCGUUCACACUAGACACCUACAGUUGGCCAAAGGAAGCUAUGAGUGUUCAGAAGGUCUGAUGCACUCUCUGGGGUGUUUGGGCUGGAUGAAGAAAUACAAUAUAAAUGUGUUCCAAAAUGGCCA
This is a messenger RNA of Cricetulus griseus (Chinese hamster), 1495 nucleotides long. The record is from RefSeq and is a predicted model, not a curated record. NCBI's taxonomy places the organism in Eukaryota, Metazoa, Chordata, Mammalia, Rodentia, Cricetidae.